Molecule: messenger RNA, 6115 nt
Organism: Peromyscus californicus insignis
Lineage: Eukaryota; Metazoa; Chordata; Mammalia; Rodentia; Cricetidae
Product: carboxypeptidase N subunit 2-like
Exons: 1
Coding region: 1-1647 (548 amino acids)
Molecular function (GO): protein binding
Source: RefSeq, a predicted model, not a curated record
AUGUUCCCAGGAGCCUGGCUGUGCUGGGCCUCACUCCUGCUCCUGGCCAGGCCCACCCAGCCUUGCCCUAUGGGCUGUGACUGCUUCGACAGAGAGGUAUUCUGCUCAGACAAGCAGCUGGUCACCAUCCCACUGGACAUCCCCUCACAUGUCACAGACAUUGUCUUUGUGGAGACUGCCUUCACCACGGUGGGGACCAGAGCUUUCAGCGGCAGCCGCAACCUGACCAAGGUGGUCUUCCUCAACACUCGGGUCCGCCACCUGGAGCCCGAUGCCUUUGGGGGGCUGCCCUGGCUGGAGGACCUGGAGAUCACUGGCAGCCCCUUCUCCAACCUCAGUGCUGACGUCUUUUCUAACCUGGGCUCCCUGGAGAAGCUCACCUUGGACUUCGACAGGCUGGUGGCUCUGCCUGAGGACCUCUUCCAUCACAUGGACAACCUGGAGUCCCUUCAGCUUCAGGGAAACCAGCUCCAGACCCUGCCCGGGAGACUACUCCAGUCCCUGAGGUCUCUAAGAAUCCUCAACCUGGAGCAGAACCUUCUGAGCAAGCUCCCCGAGGGGCUGUUCCAGUCACUCAUCAGCCUGCAGACACUGAAGCUGAGUAACAACAUGUUUACCAGGCUCCCCGAGGGCUUGCUGGGCGAUCUGGGCAGCCUGCAGGAGCUCUUUCUGGACAGCAAUGCCAUCGCGGAGCUGUCCCCACACGUGUUCUCACAGCUUUUCAGCCUGGAGAAGCUCUGGUUGCAGCACAAUGCCAUCAGCCAGCUGCCGGUCUUGGUCUUCUCCUCCUUGCACAACCUGACCUUUCUAAACAUGCAGGGCAAUGCGCUGCAGACCCUGCCUGCCGAUCUCUUCGCCCACAACCCAGGGCUGCUUCACCUGUCCCUGUCCUACAACCAGCUGGAGACCAUCGCCGAGGGGACCUUUGCCAACCUGUCCCGCCUCGCUUCCCUCACGCUCGCGCACAAUGCCAUCACCCACCUCCCCCGGGAUGUCUUCAGGGACCUCAGGCGGCUGGUCAAGCUCUUUCUGAACAGCAACAACUUGACGGCCUUGCACCCAGCCCUCUUUCAGAACCUGUCCAGGCUUGAGGUGCUCAACUUGUCUAAGAAUCAGCUGACCGUGCUCCCCGAGGGCAUCUUCGACACCAACUAUGACCUCUUCAACCUGGCCUUGUUCGGCAACCCCUGGCAGUGUGACUGUCACCUAGCCUACCUGGCCAGCUGGCUCCGCCUCUACAGUGACCAGCUCUUCAACACCCAUACCUACUGCGCAGGCCCAGCCUACCUCAAGGGCCAGUUGGUGCCCAGCUUGAAACAGGAGCAGCUAGUGUGCUCUGUCAUCCCGGGCCACUUGGGCUUCCCAGGCCUGGGGGCGCUGGGUGGCAGGGAGCCAUUGGGCAGUUGGGAUCUGGCAGUGGAGGGGAGGGCAGCCCACAGUCAGUGUACCUACAGCAACCCCGAGGGCACCGUGGUGCUUGCCUGUCAGGAGGCCCAGUGUCGCUGGCUGAGUAUUCAGUUGUCUUCCAGGGAAGGCUCAGACUCCCCGGCAAUGGCCUACAACUCCAGUCAGGAGUGGGAGUUGAGGUCAACCUGCGGCUCCAUGAGAGUCACUGUGACUAUCGAGGCUCAGGCUGCUGGGCCCUAGGUGCAGCAAAGAGAAGCAUGGACAAAAGGGUGACUUUGGGGGGCAGAGGGAGCUGAGUGUCCGAAGCUAAGAUAAGGGACAUGGCCACAUCUCCAGAGUAGGGAAGAGUGAGGCCUGCUUCAUAUAGCAUCUCCUCAUCUUUCCUCAUCAUGCCCUCUUGGAGCCUGUGGCCCAACAAGGUCAUCCUCAAACCUAGAGUCGUGGUUCUCAACCUUCCUAAUGCUGUAACCCUUUAGUACAGUUCCUCAUAUUGUGGUGACCCCCUCCAACCAUACAAUUAUUCUUGUUGCUACUUCACAACUGUAAUUUUGCUACUGUGAUGAAUCAUAAGUGUAAAUAUAUCUUGGAGAUGGAGGGUUGUCAAAGGGGUCAUGACCCACAGGUUGAGAACCACUGGUCUAGAGCCUAAACCAUCCCCAGCCAUAGCGUUUUCCUAUUCUCUAACCCCACCCCACUCCCUGCCCUGAGCUCUAGCCUUGAGGUAUGCUCAACACUAUUGGAGUUACACAAAGAAGAGGCCACAUCCCUUUGAUAGAUCAAAAGCCAUCUGUCUGUUCUCACUUCUCACCCCCAAUUUUGUUUUCGAUGGGUAGAGAGGAAAGGGAUAUUAGAGGAGCUGGAGUGACCAGAAAAGGGCAGGACAGGGUUGUGUGGGGAGAUGGCACUGUCCUGGCCACCUCUCAAGCUGCAUCCAGGAGGAGUCAAGGCAAGAUGGCGCCUUAGGCGGGCAGAGCCGGCCUGCUUGGCUCUCAGGAAGGCAGUGUGGCUUUCCCUGUUCAGCAUACAAGAUGGCCAUUUGUUGUGGAUAUUGCUCUGUAUGCUGUGAAUGUGUUGCUCUGAUUGGGUUGAUAAGUGAAAUGCUGAUUGGCCAGUAGCCAGGCAGGAAGUAUAGUAUAGGCAGGAUACGCAGAGAGGAGAAUGCUGGGAACAGGAAGGCUGAGACAGAAGACACUGCCAGCCACCACCAUGAGAAGCAAGAUAUAAAGAUACCAGUAAGCCACCAGCCACGUGGCAAGGUAUAGAUUUAUAAAAAUGGGUUAACUGAAGAUGUAAGAUCUAGCUAGCAAGAAGCCUGAGCCAUUAGGCCAUACAGUUUGUAAUUAAUAUAAGCCUCUGUGUAUUUAUUUGGGUCUGAGCGGCUACGGGCCCGGGCAGGACUGGAGAAAACUUCAGCUACAGCCAUUCCCUGAGGAGCGGGCAGAGGGGAGCUGGUGGAUCGGGGUAGCUGCUUUGUAACGAGGCUUUCAGGGCAUCUGACUCUGAGCUGCUCAUCCACUGAACGGCUCUCCUCAGGCUUCUAAGACGUCUCCACUGUCCCAUCUCGUGGUGUCUCUCAGCUCAGAGGACAAAGUCCUCAGCACUGGUGACCUCACUUCUCCAUCUUAGGCUCAGCACUUCUCAGCUGCACGCCACCCUCUACAAGGUUAGCCACAGCACAUCUCAACUGUGUCCCCACCAACUCCAGAUUCCCAUUCAGCAGAAGGGCCAGCCCAGAACUUAGGAGCUUGCCCUAAGGAACAUUGACCAAACUAACCCAACCUGGGGGAGGAAAGGGUUUUAUUUGGCUUAUGAGUUCAUAUCAUAGUCCAUCAUAGUAGGAAGUCAGGGCAGGAACUCAAGGCAGGAACCGUAGAGGAGCACUGUUUACUGCUUGCUUUCAUGUUCAGCUACCUUUCUUAGACUUCACAGGGCCACCUGCCCAGGGGGUGGUACUGUCCACAGUGGCCUGGGCCCUUCCCAUGUCAGUCAAUCAUCACUCAAGAAAAAGCCCCACAGCUGGGCAUGGUGGUGCACACCUUUAAUACAAACAUCCAGGAGACAAGCAAGUGGAUCUCUGUGAGUUCAAAGCCAGUCUUGUCUACAUAGAGAUUUCCAGACCAGUCAGAGCUACACAGUGAGACUCUGACUCACCAAUAAAAAUAAAUAAAUAUAAAUAUAAUAAUAAUAAUAAUAAUAAUAAUAAUAAUAAUAAUAAUAAUAAUAAGGCCCCAAAGACUUGCCUAUAGACCAAUCUGAUAGAGGCCUUUUCUCAACUGAGGUUUCCUUUCUAGAUGACCCUAGCUUGUCCAAGUUAACAAAACUAACCAGCAUAGGAGGCCUGUGGAUCCUUUAGAAAACCAUAGGCUGAGCAGAAUGGGAGCUGAGUUCUGGAGACAUUAGAGCAGGGGAGCCAGGGCCCUGGAGGUGGGAGAGUGGGUAAUGAAGAAGAGUGGGUGAUGAAGGCCAAUGCUUAGAGCCCAGAGGAGCCUCUGGGCCUCCUGGGGCUCUGGGGUAUGAUGUAGUGGUAAGGAGUCUGGGAACAGACCCUAGGCCCUCUGCAAAAACAGAAGCAUUCUUAACUGCUGAGCCAUCUCUCCAGCCCCCUUUGAGGAAUCCACCCUUCUUCUUCCCAGCAUUCUUAGUUUGGCUCUCCCUCCUAACCUUAUCCUGUUCUGCUAUUGGCCAGUCAGCUUCUUUGUUAAACCAAUCAUAGCAACAUAUAUUCACACAGUAUAAAGGAAUAUUCCACAUUUCCCUCCUUUUUGUCUAAUUAAAAAGGAAGGUUUUAACUUUAAUGUAGUAAAAUUAUAUACAACCAAAACAGUUAUCAAGUAAGAAUUACAGUUACAAUCUCUAGUCCAUUUGUAUUUGGCAAAAUUAGAGAAAAUAUUCCAUUAUCCAUUUUAUCUUUGUGACUCUAAAGUUUUAUACCUACUUUACCUUUUAUCAUAACUAAAGAAAACUUUAGUGAUGACUACCUAGUCUUCAACUCUGUCAAAGACCCCAGAAGGGUGAAAUAUUACCUAACAACAGGGACAUUUGCCUGGACAGUCACCCAAAGUUAUUCUGUAACGUUGGGAGAGCCAACUUUGGCCUACAGACCUAGUAUAUUGACAGACAAUUUUGAGAAGCAGGGAAUUUCGAAGGACUGUCCUACCUUGUCUUGGCAAAGUUUGGCAGUUGCUGUUUUUGUGUCCUGUUGGUCCAGUUUGGACAGCAUACUGUCAGCAACUGAAGCAAGGGCAGUUCCUUUGCCCAAAUGGCUAGCUUUUGCCAUAAAGAAUACAAACUCCAUACGGAGUUCUUUGAUGCCCAUCAUCUUCUCUGAAGUAGGUUGAUGCUGUCAGGAGCAGAUGUGUCUCACUGUCAUGAAAAGCCUUAUGUUAUUAAAACAUUUUAAAUGCCAUAUUCUGUAGGUCUUUGAAGUGUUUGAAGACCAUAUAUCCAUCUAAAUAUAUCUGUUUAAACUUGAAAACAUACGUAACAUGACUACAAGUUUGAAUGUAAUAGAUGACUAACUACUAACCUGCAUUUCCUUUUAUUAUCCUAAAUAGUUUGUAAUAAUAACUUUCAAGGACUAGAAAUUUACAUUACAUUGUUAAAUGAGCUGUAUAGGUACAUACCUUAAACAAGAGUAGAAACAUAUGUACAAUAUGUUCUAAAAAACCCUUAAAUUUGUAUCAAUAUGCAAAAAUAUCUUAAACAAGAGUAGAAAUAUAUAUAUAGUAUAACAAAAUAACCUCAAAUUUGUAUCAAUAUACAAAAAUCCAUACCUAUGUAAAAUAUUUUAGACUAGUAGUUGCUUUUAUGGUUUAAAAAUAUAUUCAUUAAUUCACCUUUUUAUCUUAUUACUUCUAUAUCCCCUCCUUUUCUUUUUAGAAUGAGAUCUAAUCUCCUUUGUUUAGACCAUUAUCAAUAACAACUUGUAACCAAUCCCCCUUAAAUGAUAAUAAACAUCCAUAACCCAUCUUUUGAGAAUAUGGAUGUCAUUCUCUAGACUACUUCUUGUUGUUUGGGGGCAUUGUCAUCUUUGGGAGAACCUUGAGAAAAUCAGGAUAAUUGUUACGUCUUGGCUGGAGUAUUCUGUGAGGCUGGAUCAUCUCAGCAGCCUUGAAGCUGUUUUGGAUGCUGGAUUACCUGGCCGUCUGUUUUCACUGAUGUCUGGUCUCCUUGCUCUGAAAAUAUACAAACUUUUAAAGGUAACAUACAUAUCUACAUUAAUACAAUUAUACAGUGUGUAUUGUACAUAAGUCAGCCAAAGAUGAUUUUUUGAGCAGGUAAAAUAUACACCAUCUGUCUUGUAGUUCUUCCAGGUUAAUUUCUUUAUGUUUGUAGCCAGGAUUUUCAGGGGGUCUUCCCCGAUUAAACCUGAUCAUCUUUAACUUUGAGUGAAUCCACAGCCUUCCAUUUCCUGUGGAAAUAAACGCAUAACCUCUUUCCCAAAGUAACAUAUCUUUUGACUUACAUCUUGAAGUUAAGACAUUUUUAAAAUAUAUAAAUUGGUUUAAUUUAGCAGCUUUCAUAAUCUAAUGUGUCUUAGCAGCUGUCACUCCUUCCUCAGCAGUCAAAAAAUUCAAAGACAACACAAUAACUGAAAACAGCAUCCAGACUCUCUGUGUAUCUUCCAUUUUUAUGUGACUUAUAUUUUUUAUUACUCUAUUCCUUUAUUAUGGACUUUACUUUGUUAUUUUAAAACUGUAUUUUUUAA